GUGUUACGUCUCGAGUGAAGGAGAGAAGCCCAGUGUCCAAUGUACCUACCCUACCGAGUCAGUCACUGGCACUCAGUCCGCCUCCAGAUAACAAAACCCUAAAGAAAAAUGUACAGGGGACCAUAGUCCUUAGCCGCCUCCGUGUUUGUUACUCCCUCCCUUCCUCCAUUCUCGAACCCAAUCUCACCACUCGUUCUCCUCAAUCCGACGGCAUGGCCCAUCGCAGCUCCGUCAGCCUCCUCAACCAAACCCCGUUCUCCACGACCCUCGCCACAGACAUUUCCACCACCGUUAUUCCCAUUACCAUUGACUGAAAAUCCCACUUCUACCCUCGCCCAACUCACUCCUCGUACUCGCCUUUGAUACAACUCGCGCGUGCGUUUUCGGAUCCCUUGCCGAGAUUCUUUUGUUCGAAUCUUUGUUAUUCGGAUCGGGUCAAUCCGGUAAUCUGAUCUGGGUUUGCUCGCUAGCUGUCGUCGAAGAAAAUAUGGCUACCUUGUGUCUGAGGGGCUCUGCUCUCCAGUCUCCGCGUCCCAACUGUGGCGAUAAUUAUAAGAGGAAUGCAAAGUGGAGGUCUCCACAAGCAGCUGUAAUACCUAAUUUUCAUCUUCCAAUGCGCAGUUUGGAGGUUAAAAAUAGGACAUCAGCAGAGGAUAUAAAGUCUCUUAGAUUGAUAACAGCAAUCAAAACUCCAUACCUACCUGAUGGUAGAUUUGAUCUAGAAGCAUAUGAUGACUUGGUGAACAUGCAGAUUGUCAACGGUGCUGAAGGAGUUAUUGUUGGGGGCACAACUGGUGAAGGCCAAUUGAUGAGCUGGGAUGAACAUAUAAUGCUUAUUGGGCACACAGUUAACUGUUUUGGUGGGUCAAUUAAGGUAAUUGGAAACACUGGUAGCAAUUCGACAAGGGAAGCAAUUCAUGCCUCUGAACAGGGUUUUGCUGUUGGAAUGCAUGCUGCCCUUCACAUUAAUCCUUAUUAUGGUAAAACCUCCCUGGAGGGCAUGGUUUCUCACUUCGAAAGUGUUCUAUCUAUGGGCCCCACCAUCAUAUACAAUGUGCCUUCACGGACUGGCCAAGAUAUUCCCCCGCGUGUGAUUCACACUGUAUCCCAGAGUGCCAACUUGGCUGGUGUUAAGGAGUGCGUUGGAAAUGAUCGAGUUGAACAGUAUACGAAGAGCAAGAUAGUGGUGUGGAGUGGGAAUGAUGAUGAAUGCCAUGAUGCUAGAUGGAGCCAUGGGGCAACUGGGGUGAUAUCUGUUACUAGCAACUUGGUUCCAGGUUUAAUGCAGGAACUUAUGUUCGGAGGAAAUAACCCUUCACUGAAUGCAAAGCUCAUGCCUCUGAUUGAGUGGCUUUUCCAUGAGCCAAAUCCCAUUGGCUUAAACACAGCUCUUGCUCAACUUGGAGUAGUGAGGCCAGUUUUCAGGCUCCCAUAUGUACCUCUUCCUCUGGCAAAGAGGAUAGAGUUUGUUAACUUGGUAAAGGAGAUUGGCCGGGAGAAGUUUGUUGGAGAACAGGAUGUUAAGGUUCUUGAAGACGAUGACUUUAUACUAGUCUCUCGGUAUUAGAAUGUUUUGCUUGGUCUCUGUAUUAGUCUGUUUUUCAUGCUCUAGAGCCUUGUCUUGGAUCUUGAAGUUAUGAGUUUUUUUUUUUCCAUUUAUUAUGUCACCAAAUUUGUGAUAUUUACUUACAGCUAUAAGUAUAAUUCCUAAGGGAUAUUUGGACUGGUUUACCUCA
Molecule: messenger RNA, 1736 nt
Organism: Juglans microcarpa x Juglans regia
Lineage: Eukaryota; Viridiplantae; Streptophyta; Magnoliopsida; Fagales; Juglandaceae
Product: 4-hydroxy-tetrahydrodipicolinate synthase, chloroplastic
Exons: 3
Coding region: 488-1567 (359 amino acids)
Molecular function (GO): 4-hydroxy-tetrahydrodipicolinate synthase activity
Source: RefSeq, a predicted model, not a curated record